Molecule: messenger RNA, 2659 nt
Organism: Cricetulus griseus (Chinese hamster)
Lineage: Eukaryota; Metazoa; Chordata; Mammalia; Rodentia; Cricetidae
Source: RefSeq, a predicted model, not a curated record
CUGCCAUGGACACACUAGUAGAAGAUGACAUCUGCAUUCUGAAUCAUGAGAAAGCCCAGAGAAGAGAGGCAGUAAUGCCACUCUCUGUGUAUUCAGGGGAUGAAUCGGUCGCCUCACACUUUGCUCUUGUCACCGCAUAUGAAGACAUCAAGAAGAGACUUAAAGAUUCAGAGAAAGAAAACUCUUUCUUAAAGAAAAGAAUAAGGGCUUUGGAAGAAAAGCUUGUUGGCGCGCGAGUAGAUGAAGAAACAAGUUCUGUGGGACGAGAGCAAGUGAAUAAGGCCUAUCAUGCAUAUCGAGAGGUUUGCAUUGAUAGAGACAAUUUGAAGAACAAAUUGGAGAAAAUAAAUAAAGACAACACUGAAUCUUUGAAAGUAUUGAAUGAGCAGCUACAGUCUAAAGAAGUAGAGCUUCUGCAGCUAAGAACAGAGGUGGAAACUCAGCAGGUAAUGAGGAAUUUAAAUCCACCCUCAUCCAACUGGGAGGUGGAAAAGUUAAGCCUUGACUUGAAGAUCCAUGGUUUGGAACAAGAGCUGGAAGUAAUGAGGAAAGAAUGCCACGACCUCAAAAUAGAGCUACAGAAAGCCAAACAGACGGGUCCACCUCAGGAAAACAUUCCUCAGGACAGAGAUCUCAUCAGACGGAGCCUGUCGAGGGAGGAAGAUGGUCCACAUCAAGGCCUUCUCCACAGUGAUAAUAUGCAACAUGCAUACUGGGAACUGAAGAGAGAGAUGUCUAACUUACAUCUGGUAACACAAGUGCAAGCAGAGCUACUCAGAAAGCUGAAAACCUCAGCUGCAAUCAAGAAAGCCUGCACCCCAGCAGGAUGUGUUGAAGACCUUGGGAAAGACCUCGCAAAAUUGCACUUGACAAAUUUCACUGCAACAUACAAAAGAUAUCCCCCUUUGUCACCAAAUGGCAAAGCUACUUGUUAUGCUCCACCCUCCACUUUACCCGGAGAUACAAAGGUUUUAUCAGACAAAGCAGUUCUUCAGUCAUGGACAGAUAAUGAGAGACUGAUUCCUAAUGAUGGUACCGACUUUCAGGAGCACAACUCUUACGGCCGAAAUUCUCUGGAUGAUAAUUCUUGGGUAUUCCCAAGCCCUCCUAAGUCAAGUGAGACAACAUUUGGUGAGAAUAAAAACAAAACCUUCCCUUUAUCCAACCUGCCACCACUGCACUACUUGGACCAGCAUAAUCAGAACUGCCUUUACAAAAGCUAACUUGAUGGGACUCACCAUUUGAACAGGAGAACACUACCUUGAACUGGUUCUCGCAGAGAUUAUUCAGACUGAAGCAGACUUUGAUUAGAAUCUUGCAGAGUUCUCCAAUGUGUACAUUUGUACAUUCUGUACAACAUUAUGUAGUUGCAGUUCCAGUGUGAGAAACUCCAGUUACACCGUAGAAAACAACUAAAGUUUUUGCUUCUUGGUUUAAGAAUGGAAAUUUUAGACAUGGUUUUAUAAGUAUGUGACCUCCCUAAAUACAUAUUCAUUAAAUUAAAAAGCAACCUUUAUUAAUAUAAAACCAUGUCUGCUGCUUCCAAUUGUAUCAAGAAGCAAUGACAGUGUGACUAGGCUGUGCUUCUGUGACUUCCUGAUACAUACAGAUCUGAAAUAUAAUGGAAUAAAAGUAGAUUAUUAUGUCUAUGCUAGUGUUUAAGAUUUAAAAUCAUUUCUAAGUAAGAUGUGUAUAUAAUUUUAAAAUGCAAUUUGAAUUCUAAUACUUGACCAUUGGAGCCAACUUCUCCCCAGUAUAUUCAAAUCCUAAAUAGUUUAAAAUGAUGUAGUAUAUGAAUAAACUAUAUAAACUUAUACAACAUCCAGUUAAAAGUAGAAAGGGCAUCUCACAGGGCAGUCUCUUCGGUGAGUCAUAAUGAGUUCCUCUUGUGUGUCACUGUGUGGUCAUUUGCAGCAGGACAGCUGCUGGUUUUACACAGAGCAGCUUAUAUUUUGUUAGACUGUGACACUGAGAAAGUGAUUUUUAAUUAACUGCAUCUAGAACUAAAUUUUGUGCUGUCUAAUUAUGAAAUGUCUCCAAAUUCAUUCUGAUUGGCCAGUCACUUGUAAAUAAGUAAAGCAAUAACAAAGGUGGCUUCAUGUGAAAAUUCAUCUUAAUUUCUUCAGGGUUGAAGCAUUAAGAGUAUUAGUAAUUAUGUAUUACCUGUUUGAUGUAAGACUUUAUCCCUAUCUAAAUGGCAUUUCAUAUAUCCUGACUUUAAAGAUCUAUCUCAGCUCUCAUAUCAUACAUAGCCCAGCAGUGUUCACUAUUCACCAGUUAUUUCUGUAUUGGUAUUAUCUCACUCACUUAUUCAUGCCUGUCCAUGAUUAAUGGAAUUGAUGUCAGAUGCUGGAAUGCUUUCUGUACUCAAGGGAGUACAGGCUCCUGCCAAGUAACACAGCAAGACCCAAUAUGCAUAAAACAAAUCCGAGAUUCCAGGCUUUAGCUGAAGGAACUAACUACCUGUGUAAUAAGAAAGCAGAGACAUUUCUCAUGUGGCUGCAGAGGAUAUCUAUCAUCUCGUGUCUAAUGUAGCUUACUGGUUUGCCUUUUUUUAAACCAAGAUUAGAAGUUUUCCUUUGUAAAGAGAGUCUUAUAAUGUUUUGAACAAUGCCAAGAAAUUGUUUUAAUUAAAAUUAUUUUUGUUUUUAAAAUGGAA